Messenger RNA from Parnassius mnemosyne (clouded apollo), 2379 nucleotides. Lineage: Eukaryota; Metazoa; Arthropoda; Insecta; Lepidoptera; Papilionidae. The record is from the annotation of a GenBank genome assembly.
AUGGCAUAUCUAAAUGCCGGCUGCAAUGUAAAUACGAUUAAGGCAGCUGAUAUAAUUGACGACACUAACAUUGCUGAUGAUUUGUCCAUAGUACCUUUUGGAAAGGAAACUUUUGCAAUAUGUGAAUUAUGCGGUAGAGUAGGGCGACGGGGUCAAUUUUACACCCGUAACAAUAAAUUCUGUUCAUUGAGAUGUCAUGCAAGUAAGCAAGGUCGACGCCGUAAUUGCAACUGGAGAUUCAAACUUAUGGAAGGAGCUGAACACAUGGCGGGCCUUAUUCCAUUGGAACCACUUCCUCAGCUACAGCACUGGCAAGCUACAUUUAACGACUUGCAGGCAGGACCAAUCAAACAGUCUGCAGCAUUAAUAGCUAAUAGUUAUGAAUGGAAGGAUGAGUUGUUUGGCUGCGAUUUUCUCGCAGCACCUGUUAGUCUAUUUAAACACGCCCCACUGCAUGAAAUGUGGGACAAUACGUUCGAAGGCAUGAAAGUUGAAGUCAAAAAUACAGACUGUGAUAAUUAUUCAGAAAAAAACAAUGAUUUCUUUUGGGUUGCUACAGUUUUAAAGGUAAAGGGCUAUAUGGGUUUACUUCGCUAUGAAGGUUUCGGAAGCGACGAUUCGAAAGACUUCUGGGUAAAUUUGUGCUGUUCGGAAGUUCAUCCUGUAGGAUGGUGUGCAACUAGAGGCAAGCCACUCAUACCGCCUAGAAGCAUAGAAGAUAAAUACACUGAUUGGAAAAAAUUUCUGGUAAAACAAUUGACUGGUGCCCGUACCCUACCUGCUAACUUCUAUAGUAAACUAAAUGACAGUCUCGUAUCGAGGUUUACUAUUGGUUCUAUUAUGGAAGUAGUGGACAAAAAUAGGAUUUCUCAAGUAAAGGUAGCGAGUGUAUGUGAAAUAGUGGGCAAAAGGUUGCACGUGAAAUAUUACGACAGUUCACCAGAGGACAACGGUUUCUGGUGUCACGAGGACUCUCCACUAAUACAUCCCGUAGGUUGGGCGUUUCGAGUUGGUCAUCCUUUGGACGCCCCACAAAGUUACUGCCAAAGGGUAGCAGCCGGGCGCCUUAUGCCCAGUGACACUACACCAGAUAUGUUUUACAAGUAUCCAAGCAAUGAGCCACCCUUGUUCACUGAAGGGAUGAAGUUAGAAGCAAUAGAUCCGCUUAACUUGUCUGCGGUGUGUGCAGCUACGGUUAUGCAAAUUCUAAACGAAGGAUAUAUGAUGAUAAGAAUUGACUGUUAUCCAGCUGAUGCUUCCGGAGCGGAUUGGUUUUGCUAUCAUCAAAGAUCACCUUGUAUAUUCCCGGUUGGAUUCGCAAUGUCAAAUAAUAUCCCACUCGUACCUCCUGCUGGUAUAUCAGCGGAGGAGUUCAGCUGGGAGCGCUACCUGACGGGCGGCGGCGCGGGUGCGGCGGCGGGGCGCGCGCUGUUCGCGGCGCGCGGGCACGUGGUGUCGCACGGCUUCGUGGCCGGCAUGCGCCUCGAGUGCGCCGACCUCAUGGACCCGCGCCUCGUCUGCGUCGCCACCGUCGCGCGCGUCGUCGCCGACCUGCUCAAGGUGCACUUCGACGGGUGGGGCUCGGAGUACGACCAGUGGUUGUGGGCGCACAGCACGGACGUGUAUCCGGUGGGGUGGUGCCGCGCGGUGGGGCACCGGCUGGAGGGUCCGCUGCAGGCGCCGCGCCGCCCCGUGCCCCGCCCCGCGCGUCCCGCCCGCCCCUCGCGCCUCCAUCGCCGACGCAAGAAGCACGUGACAAAAAUGACUGCCCAUCCACCGAAUACGACAGAAGAAAGUUCACAAAACUCCGAUAUGUGCGAAUCGAAAAGCUUAUCUCCACCAACUAGUGUAUCGGAGAUAUCCGCCGACUUAGAGUCUAGGCAUGAAGAUAAUAUUUCAAACAUUGAAGAAGUUAACAAGAUGGAAGUUGAUCAAGACCUGAAGGAGGAUACUCCAGAAGUUCAAAAUGGAAGGCUUAGUGAAACGACCUUGGAUAUAAUAAACCCUCAAACUGAAGCAUCACAAGAUUCAAGUCAAACCACAAUACAGUCAGAAGAAGUGCCUAUAGAAGAGGACAUUGAAGAUAAAGUGAUACCUAGGCUAGUUAACACUACAGUACCUUUAGAAGUUCUCAAUUCAGUUGACCCUGAGAACUGGACUACUUCAGAUGUUUCAAAGUUUCUCACUGUAAACGAUUGUCAACCUUACUGCAUUAACUUUGCACAUAUCACUGGAGCCAUGAUGCUCCAACUGUCCAAAGAUGAAAUAAUUGAACUUUUAGAAAUGAAAGUAGGCCCAUCGUUGAAAAUAUUUGAUUUAAUACAACAGCUGAAAUGUAAGAUUAAACAACCUCAGUGCAGAAUGCUAGCAUUUAAGUAG